This is a messenger RNA of Pantherophis guttatus, 803 nucleotides long. The record is from RefSeq and is a predicted model, not a curated record. Lineage: Eukaryota; Metazoa; Chordata; Lepidosauria; Squamata; Colubridae.
UCUCAUCCAGGGAGGGCUGCUUCUGCUCCCCGGGAAGGAAAGCCUGCCUGCCUGCUUGCCUGCCUGCGCUCCCCAUGGCUGAGAAAGGGCAGAAUGAGUUGCUAAAAGCCCGAGACAGGACCCUGAGCGUCUUCCGCGAAGAAGCAGAACGGGACUGGAAGGGCCCUUUCUAUUUCAUUCAAGGAGCAGAUCCUCAGUUUGGGCUGAUGAAGGCGUACAGCAUCGGCGACUGCAGCAGCGGUGGGGACGAAUGGGAAGCCGAAUUGCAGCUCACCCGGCAAGCGGUGGAAGCUAUCAACCACCUGAACCCGAGACCAAAGUUCCUUGUCCUCUGCGGAGAUUUAAUACAUGGCAUGCCUGGGACAGAAUGGCGAGAGGCCCAAAUCCGGGAUCUAAGAAAUGUCCUGAAGGACCUUAGAAGCGACAUCCCUCUGGUUUUCGUCAGCGGCAAUCAUGACUUGGGGAACACGCCCACGCCGGAAACCAUCCGCAGUUAUUGCCAGCAGUGGGGCGAUGAUUACUUCAGCUUUUGGGUCGGCGGCGUCUUCUUUCUCGUGCUGAAUUCCCAGCUGUACUUCGACGCUUCUCAGUGCUCAGAAUUAAAGGCGGCGCAGGACGCGUGGCUCGAGCAGCAGCUGGCCGUGGCGGAGAAAAAGCAGUGCCGCCAUGCUGUGGUCUUCCAGCACAUCCCUUUCUUCGUCAACGAACCCGAAGAGGACCAUAACUACUUCAAUUUGGAGAAGGCCGUUCGACACGAGCUCAUGGAGAAAUUCUGCCGAGCAGCGACAAUGGGUUCCAAGUAG